AUGAAUGAAAAUCAGAACGACAUAUCUAUACAUUAAAGAUCAAAGAGUACCUCAUCUUAUGCUAAUAAGCGUGAUGGAAGGGUUAACCUCCAAAAACCCAAUUUAUAGCUAGAUACAGAAGAGAUUAGCUUGCCAAGCAUAUACAGAUAGAAUACGACUAGAAAUAGUGUGAGCAAGUCAUUCUACAUGUUUUAAUAGAAUUCCAAUGCCAUAUCUUAGAAGUAGAUGACUCCAAACAACAUUUCUAAUUUUAACUUGAUAAGGGAUUUAUCGACUAGUAACUCAUCUUCAAGGAACAACAAUAUUAAGAUAUCAAGCUUGCUUAAACAAAUAAAAUCUAAUAACCACGAGACAGAUGAUCUGCUCUAGCCUUCUCUUUAGCAACCCCUGAUAUCAGAAAUGACUACGAACGAUUGUAUGAAGAUAGAGUUCAAGACUACAACAUCUAGGUAUCAAAACAGCGAGUUCAAGAUGACUAAUAUCUAUAAAUUAAAGCGGUCUAAAAUAUAGUUCAAUAAGAAUACAGAGAAGUAAAAUAAAGAAGAUCUUGGUGGGUCAUUUACUGAAUAUCACAAUAAGCAAGUAAAUAAUAGAAAUGGAAUGUCCUUAACUCACUCAAAACAUCUUAGUUAUUCAGGUCAUAGUACUAGAAAAUUGAAGCCAUUAAAAAACAUGAAAGAGCUUAAUUGUUCUAGAAACGAUGUAUUUUAAGAAGCAAAUUAUAAUACCACUUCUGGAAAGCAUCAGAAAAGCUUUUCAAUAAAUCUCAACCUUAUGACAUAAACUUCUUUUUUCAAAGAUAAAUCUGAUAUUAUUGGAAAAGAUGAGAAGAAUGAUUAACAAAUCACAACUGAAAUUAGAUAGGAUGAAUCAUCUUUAACAGAUGAGAAUAAGACUCUAACAAUGGAAUAUAAUUAAAGUUAGAUAUAAGAUAUGAAAGUAGAAGUUAAUAUAUUUGACAGCAGUCAGAUUAAAAUUGAGGAAUCUGAUGAAUCAUUGGAAAUUUCUAUCAUGUCUUCAGAAAAUAUUAGCAAUGAUGAAAAAUAAAAGGUUGAUAUUCCAAGGUUUGAUUAAGAUAAUUAAUCUAGCAAAGAAAUUGAGUAAUUUCAGAGAGGAGCUUCUUAGCUGGUCAAGUUCUUUACUAAUAGUAAAUCACCUUCUACAAUCUCUUUACCGAAUCCAGAGAAAGAUCAUGACUCAUAAAAUUCCUAGGAUGCAAUGAUUGAAACAAUGGAGAUUACUAAAGAUGAUAUCAUCAAACAGCGUUAAGCAACUUUAAGCAAUCCAUAGAAGAAAUAUGACAACAGAAAAUAUAUUAAGUUCCACUAGAGCUCUUCCUUAAAGAUAGAAGUUGAUUUAAACAUAAAUUAAAAGGAUGUUCUCUAGAGGUUGAAAGCUAUCAGAUCAGCCAGGAAAGACCUUGAUGAGUAGUAUGAAAGAAAUAAGACUUGUAAGAAUAAAAGACCAAUAUGUAUGAAAGAGGAAUAAGGCUAUUUAUGA
Messenger RNA from Stylonychia lemnae, 1500 nucleotides. The record is from the annotation of a GenBank genome assembly. Lineage: Eukaryota; Ciliophora; Spirotrichea; Sporadotrichida; Oxytrichidae.